CGACAAUUUCCCAGCCCCCGGCCCCCGCGCAGCUCCCCCGGUCCCCAUCUCCAAACUCCAAACAGGAAAAAAGGAUUGUUGGGGGUUCUUGAAGUUGGUAGAGAACUGGGAGGGAGAGGGAAGACUACUGUCGCUCAUCUAAAAGACCUGACCUGUCAGAGCAUCAGAAGCUUCUUAGACAAUGGCGAAGUGUAAGACCCUGGAACCGAUCGCGGGAUGGUGAAGGUCUGCAAGCCUUUGGAAGGUCACUUUGUCGACUUACGUUCGGCAUCUGAGCUGUGGUGGUUUGAACCCUUAACCUCCAAGAGGGUGGGGUAAGGGUGGUACUCUUCUCCUCUUUUCCUGGAUUUUCCAAGAUUUACAUCACCUGCGCAUGGAGUUUUGCAUAGGGUGAGGAUUAUGACGGGGGCGGGGUCUUCAAACUCUGUCAGUUAAAGUGUCGUGUUGAAGCAGUGUUUUUGCGCUAAUUUGUUUUCUGUCCGAGGGGGGGUUGGGGGGCGGGGGGAGGGAGUGGAAGGAGGAGGGGAAGGAAGAGGAGGCAGUCUUCGGUGGCUUCCCUUGAAGGGGAUCAGUACCUGCAUUGCGAUUCAGUGUUUUGGACCUGGAGUCCUGUUAUGCGUAUUGUGCGUUGGGCGUGGAAUACUGUGACCGGUCAUAUUCAUCAGUUCUCCAAUUUGAACACAAGAUCAUUUUUUUCUUAGUGUUUUUUUUGGUUCUUAGUACUUCUCACGUCUCGUUCGAGCUGUGGCGUGGUGUAAAGACCUGCAAUAGGCUUUUGACUGGUUCUGCUGCUUGGACCACCUGGAAUACAUACAUAGCCUUAUCGUUUUGGUGUUAAGGCCUGCCUGCCAUACUUCUUGUGCUGUUUCGGGCAAUCUGUGUCAGCUCGCGAAAAAAGCAGAAAGUUAUGGGCGUGCAUUAAAGACGUUUUUUGUCGGUGAACUGAGAAGACUGAAGGCGGCGUAGGUUGUUGUCGAGUUAAUUGUGGCUUAUAAAUAGUAAUAUGAGGUGAUAAUGGUCGAUUGAUUCACAUAGCCAAGUUACGCCAACUUACCGUUUCGGUGUAAGUUCUGGUGUACGGCAACUUGUGUCUGCUCCGGAAAAAAAAGCGAAAGUGGUGGUCGUCGUCGUGAUUGAAGUCGAGGAGUCGGGUGGGGGACACUGAGGAGACCGGAGGUGGAAUAUAUUGUCGGUCAACAUCGCACGGCGGAGUUGGUUGUUGUCGGAAUCGCAUAGUCAGGUUACACUUGGACAUACUCACACUAGGACUUUUUUACUUAUUUCCGAACGUAAUUGCGGUCGGAUGCAUCCAGGUCUGGCCUUAAAUGCGGUCAGAUACAUCUAAGAUAGUGCUAGGGUGAGUACAGUGUACACCCUACCUGUUUUGGUGUUAAGGCCUUUGGUACUCCGGCGGUUGGGGCAACACUUGUGUCAGCUGUGGCAAAAGCGAAAGCGGUCCCUCGUGAUUCAACAACCAGUACUUCCGGAUGUUGUGCCCGUAAGCAAGAAGCCGCGACUUCAGGGAACGUAGGGGCCACUACAGGAGCGGCCAAAUUUAUCCGACUAGAAACACUUUUUUUUUUGUUUUUUCGGUGGCGGAUAGCUAGGCCAAGCACUGGUGGUUUAAAGUCGAGGAGUUGGGCAGAAAACUGAGGAGACAGGAGGUGGCAUAUUAUAUUCCAAGUGGUCCUCCUAGCUGAGGAGUAAAGGCGGAAACUGAGUAGGGGUUGUGGCGUAUAUUGUCCGAGCACUGGUGGUUUAUAGGGGGUGGCAUAUAUUGUCCGUUGUUGGAAUCGCACAGUUGAGUUCACUGAUAUGGAAGACGGGGUGGGAGCGAAUACUGACGAUGGGUUAUCGAGUGCAGCUCAAGGCGCUCGGCCACUUAAGCCCGGAGAGAGGAUCAUUCCUCCAAGUCGAAGACCUGAUGGAUCGAUGAGGAAAGAGAUACGGAUACGAGCUGGCUACACGCCGCAGGAUGAGGUGGCACGCUACGAAUCCAAAGGAGCCAUUUUCCUUAAGGGUAAACCGACCGUUCCUCCAGGUUACGAUCCUGUUGAGGAUGCGCCGGGGCGGGUGAAGUCUAAGGCUGCGAUUCGGAAUGAGAAACGGAAGCAGAAGAGGCACGAGCAGAGGAACGCGACAGAAGGGGAUGCGACCGAGAGGAAUAACGGCGUGACAAGCACAGCAGCAGGAGAGAAGACCGCAAACAAUGUGUCGUCGCUUGCAUCCUCUGCCGCCUUGUCGGCAUUGCCGUCCUCAUCAAGCGACAUGGCAGCAGGGAUAGCAGCAGAGGCAAGCGACUCAGUUCAGCCUGUGCUCAGAUUGCCCGGGUCGCAGCGCUCGCAGUCGAGAUCGGCAGCAGGACAGGAGGCUGCCAAUGCCACACCUCAGCAGGAGGGCGAUCAGUCGGGAGGAACGGUAGAAAUAGAGAAAAAGAUACGCGCACUGCGGAAGAAGAUCCGUCAAGCAGAGAACUUGUCGGCGGACGACUCAAAGACUCUGACAGCUGAACAGAAGGACAAAGUCAGCAAGUUGCCGAAUUGGAAGAACGAAGUGGAAGAGCUAGAGGCACAGCUGUCAUCCCUCCGAGUGCAAUAAAACGGAGGGCGAUUCGCAGGGCGACGGCGAGGACGGUGAUUAGGUUUGUGUUCGCUCCGCUGGGAUAUCUUAACCCCGCAGGGGCCAAAUGCGUGAUCAUCGGGUGAGGCGUAUAUGUAGUAGCGAGGGUGAUAGCUUUUGUUUUGUUCAGCAUCGGUUCGGGCACCAGUUUUGGUGUCGGUUUUGCCACCCGGGUGUGACUUGCGUGUGGCAAAUCUUCCAUGGCUUGGUUUGACAUAAGAGAGAUGGUCUGGUUUAAAGCGCAGGAUUGGCGAUGUCGGCAAAAAAUGGACAUUGAGCGAGUGUGAGGAGAUGAGCACCCCGCUGCAGGCGUCUCCCCUCCCCUCCCCUCCCCUCCCCUCCCCUCCCCUCCCCUUCCCUCGUCGUCAUCAUGGCUGUCAAUUUGCAGCUCAAAUUG
This is a messenger RNA of Chara braunii, 3016 nucleotides long. NCBI's taxonomy places the organism in Eukaryota, Viridiplantae, Streptophyta, Charophyceae, Charales, Characeae. The record is from the annotation of a GenBank genome assembly.